This is a messenger RNA of Pecten maximus, 1824 nucleotides long. Its product is annotated as mucin-1-like. The record is from RefSeq and is a predicted model, not a curated record. The transcript is spliced from 3 exons. The coding region runs from base 1 to 1824 and encodes 607 amino acids. NCBI's taxonomy places the organism in Eukaryota, Metazoa, Mollusca, Bivalvia, Pectinida, Pectinidae.
AUGGAGUCGCCGACCGCUUCAAGGCGGAAAAGCACAGAAGAUGCCGAUACAAGUCGUCGGGAGUUCAGAGACACACAGUUACAGAUACAAGUCGUCGGGAGUUCAGAGACACACAGUUACAGAUACAAGUCGUCGGGAGUUCAGAGACACACAGUUACAGAUACAAGUCGUCGGGAGUUCAGAGACACACAGUUACUGAUACAAGUCGUCGGGAGUUCAGAGACACACAGUUACAGAUACAAGUCGUCGGGAGUUCAGAGACACACAGUUACUGAUACAAGUCGUCGGGAGUUCAGAGACACACAUUUACUGAUACAAGUCGUCGGGAGUUCAGAGACACACAGUUACAGAUACAAGUCGUCGGGAGUUCAGAGACACACAGUUACAGAUACAAGUCGUCGGGAGUUCAGAGACACACAGUUACAGAUACAAGUCGUCGGGAGUUCAGAGACACACAGUUACAGAUACAAGUCGUCGGGAGUUCAGAGACACACAGUUACAGAUACAAGUCGUCGGGAGUUCAGAGACACACAGUUACAGAUACAAGUCGUCGGGAGUUCAGAGACACACAGUUACAGAUACAAGUCGUCGGGAGUUCAGAGACACACAGUUACAGAUACAAGUCGUCGCGAGUUCAGAGACACACAGUUACUGAUACAAGUCGUCGGGAGUUCAGAGAUCCGCAGCAAGACAAGUGACCAGACAACAGGCAAGACGAUACACCAGACGACAGGCCAGACAACAGGCCAGAAAACAGACGACAGGCCAGACGACAGACAGACAACAGGCCAGACAACAGACAAGACGACAGACCAGACGACAGGCCAGACGACAAACAGACAACAGGCCAGACGACAAACAGACAACAGGCCAGACGACAAACAGACAACAGACAAAACGACAGCCCAGACAACAGGCCAGACUACAGGCAAGACGACAAACAGACAACAGGCCAGACGACAAACAGACAACAGGCCAGACGACAAACAGACAACAGACAAAACGACAGACCAGACGACAGACCAGACUACAGGCAAGACGACAAACAGACAACAGGCCAGACGACAAACAGACAACAGGCCAGACGACAAACAGACAACAGGCCAGACGACAAACAGACAACAGACAAAACGACAGACCAGACGACAGACCAGACGACAGGCCAGACAACAGGCCAGACGACAAACAGACAACAGGCCAGAUGACAGACUAGACUACAAGCCAGACCACAGGUCAGACGACAGGCCAGACGACAGGCCAGACAACAGGUCAGACGACAUACCAGACAACAGACCAGACAACAGACCAGACAACAGACCAGACAACAGAGCAGACAACAGGCCAGACCACAGGCCAGACCACAGGCCAGACCACAGGCCAGACAACAGGCCAGACAACAGGCCAGACAACAGGCCAGACAACAGGCCAGACAACAGGCCAGACAACAGGCCAGACCACGGGCCAGGCCAGACCACGGGUCAGACGAUAACAGGCCAGGCAACAGAUCAGACAAUAGGCAAGACCACAGGCCAGACCACAGGCCAGACCACAGGCCAGACCACAGGCCAGACCACAGGCCAGACCACGGGUCAGACGAUAACAGGCCAGGCAACAGAUCAGACAACAGGCAAGACCACAGGCCAGACCACAGGCCAGACUACAGGCCAGACAACAGGCCUGACGACAGGCCAGACGACAGACCAGACAACAGGUCAGACCACAGAUCAGAUGACAGACCAGACCACAGGCCAGACAACAGACCAGACCAUAGACCAGACCACAUGCCAGACCACGGACCAGGCCAGACCACAGGCCAGACGAUAA